AUGCAAGGGGUUCGUUCUAGGGGCGGACAAGGAUUCUCCGAGAUCAAUUCAAACGUUUUUAGCGGCUUCACGGAUCGGGUCUCCGACUUUGGCCAAGGGCGGGUGGCGCUGGGCGCGGGUGCAGGUCGGUCGAGGACCAUGAGCCAGCAAAUGAAUCGCGCGACAAAGACUGGGCUUGCCUUUGUCGAGAACCCGGGCUCGAAUAUCGAAUAG
Parascedosporium putredinis is the source of this 213-nucleotide messenger RNA. The record is from the annotation of a GenBank genome assembly. NCBI's taxonomy places the organism in Eukaryota, Fungi, Ascomycota, Sordariomycetes, Microascales, Microascaceae.